UAUUAACCGAGUACUUCACGCUAAAUGACUCAAGAUGGUAGAAUGUGACGGUGAAGCCGACAACUUCCACAAACAAGGUAUAAGACACAAGGAAAAACCUGAAAGAAUGAAUGAAUUAUCGUCGCGCGUAAUAUUUUAUCUCCAGUAGGUUAACUAUUCGAGCCGAAAGAGUAAGGACCGGGAAGGAAAAGUGUCCGAUUGGCAUCCUAGCGGUCCUCCACCCUCGAUCCUCGAUCCUUCAAACAUUUCGAGUCUCAGCGCUAGGAUCUCGUGACUCACCGCACUGGCUGGUAUAAAAUCGAAGAGGUUGACGACACCUCGACUUGUAUAAAAUCGUAAAAAAAAAUCAUUCCCUCUAAUCAAUUUCAAAGCCUUUUUUAACAAUAAUUAUUGAAUUAUAAGAUCAUACAUACCGGAUACAUAGAACUGCUUAAUUCAACAACCAUGACAGAUAAUAAGCCCACGCUCCACCACCUAGAGAACUCACAAUCUCAUAUCACGCUAUGGCUCCUAGAGGAACUAGGCAUAGAGUACAACCUAGUGAAGCACGCGCGCAUCAAGAACCGGGCGCCCCCGGCGCUGUUCGCGGUGCACCCGAUCGGGAAGUCGCCGACGCUCGUCACGCCUUCGGGCCGCGUGCUCACGGAGCGGUCCGCCAUCGCGCUGUGGCUCAUCAGCACUUACGACGAGGGCGCCAAGUUCAGGUUACCUACCCCUACCCCGAGCAAGACCGGGAGUGAAGACGACGCGGUACGCGAGGACCAGCUCAUCUCCAUAGGCGGCGCCACGCUGUGCCCCAUGCUGACGCUGAAGCUCGUCUUCGCCCUCACCGUCAAGCAGACGCCGUUCCCGCUGCGCCCGCUGCCCGCGCUGAUCGCGUACUUCGUCAACCGCGUGUUCCUCGACGCGGAGCUGCGCAAGCUGUUCGGGUACCUGGACGCGCAGCUCGCGCUUCCGGACGGCAAGGGCGAGGGGGAGAGGAUGUGGUUCCUGGGCACCGAGGAGCCGACGCGCACGGAUUUCUCGCUGAUGUGGUAUGUCGAUUGGGCGGUCCAGUGGGGGUGGAUCGAUAUGGAGAAGUACCCCCGCUUGAAGGCGUUCCAUGAGAGGUGUACGGCGCGGCCGGCGUGGAAGAGGGCGCUGGAGAAGGGGAAUGGGUAUAAUGUUGCGUUUUAGUGAUAAGGUGUUGUUAUGCCCUAAGUUUACGAAGGGUUAUUAUGUCGUGAUUUUUUUUCUUUCUUUUAAGUUAUUUCAGUGAACUUAAACCAAAGCCCCGCUUUUGCUUUAUACCUUUUUA
Molecule: messenger RNA, 1297 nt
Organism: Annulohypoxylon truncatum
Lineage: Eukaryota; Fungi; Ascomycota; Sordariomycetes; Xylariales; Hypoxylaceae
Exons: 2
Coding region: 445-1176 (243 amino acids)
Source: RefSeq, a predicted model, not a curated record